Messenger RNA from Eublepharis macularius, 3706 nucleotides. RefSeq lists its product as uncharacterized. Lineage: Eukaryota; Metazoa; Chordata; Lepidosauria; Squamata; Eublepharidae. The transcript has 3 exons. The record is from RefSeq and is a predicted model, not a curated record. Bases 321 to 1772 code for a protein of 483 amino acids.
CCGGGUUGCUCGCACGCUUCCUGCUCUGCGAUUACAAGAUCCCGGGAUCGUCGCUUUGCUUAUAGCGAGCAGGGAUUCCUCCUCCGGGUCUGGAAAAGAGAUUUCUCCUGCUGCUUCGGAGACCGAGUAGGGGCAAACAACCUCUGCUUGGUUCAGAGGGAAGAGAACUAGGGCUACCACGAUGGAGGUAGUAGGUGGCUUCUGUUGUUAUUGACGUCCCUGACUGUGAACUCCCAGGGGCGGAGGGUGAAGAAAUCAACAUUUCACAGCAGAGAGUGGGUGGAGGAUUUCCAAACUCAAAACCUAAGCUGAUCUCCAGCAUGGAGAGAGGGGAAGAAAUACAGAAUCUGGAUCCGGAGAACCCUGUGGAAGGGAAGAUCUCAGAAGGUAUCAGUUUGGAAUGGGGCCUCGCCGAUGACAAAAUGGCUUCAGCUGCCAUUACCGUUGCCACGGCAGCAGUGGCCGCAGUGAAGACCAUCAUUGGGAUUCAGUCUCGUAUCUUCACAAGACUGGCCAUGCGCCAGAAGAUUCUGAGACGGGAACACGACGACUUGGAGGAACUUGAGCAGAUUGUACAAAAUACGGCGGCAGCACGCCUUCGAGCUGUCGUCGAAUCGAGCAUUGACUCCUUGAAAGCCCUGACAUGCUCCUGCCUCUUCCAGUCGCCAGCUGUCCUUGCCGGCUUGAUAGAUGAGCUGUACAUCAUGGAACGGGCUUUCUGGGUGCAACCAGGCCGCUCUGAAUGGUGGGAGAAGGUCGUCUUGCCCCAUUGGGAUGACCCGCUUUGGCAAGAGAAUUUCAGGAUGAGCCGACAGACCUUCAUGGAGCUGUGUAACAUGUUGAGGCCAGUCCUAGAGCGGCAGACCACCAACAUGCGAGCCCCGAUUACUGUGGAGAAGCAGCUGGCCAUUGCCAUCUGGAAGCUGGCGACUCCAGAUAGCUACAGGUCGGUGGCAGAGUGUUUCGGGGUCGGACGCUCCACAGUCUCGAGGAUAGUCAUGGAAGUUUGCCAGGCACUUUAUGAUGUUUAUCACCAUGUGGUCCACCUAACCUGUCCCCACAAGGUGAUGAAGGGGUUUGCAGCCAAAGGCUUUCCUCACUGCAUAGGGGCCAUUGAUGCAACACAUAUCCCUAUUAUCGCUCCUGCACACCGAGCAACAGAGUACAUCAACAGCAAAGGCUAUUACUCUAUGGUCCUGCAAGCAUUGGUGGACCACGAUGGCAGGUUCACUGAUGUGUACGCCGGGCGGUCUGGAAAGGUGCAUGAUGCCAGGAUCUUUCGUGGCUCUCCCAUUUUCCGUGCCAUGAAUCAAGGCACAUUUGGUCCCCAUGCAUUGAUGAACAUGGAAGGUGAGCAAGUGAAACCGGUGAUCCUUGGAGAUGCUGCUUAUCCUCUCAUGCCGUGGCUAAUGACUCCUUACAGUGGCCACUUGGACACUUGCAAGCAACGGUUCAAUGAUACCCUAAACCACUGUCGAAUGGUGGUCGAAUAUGCUUUUGAACGCCUCCGGGGUCGUUGGCGGUGCCUGCUGUCCCGCCUAGACGUGAGGGAGCGCUAUGCCCCCAGGGUCAUUGUGGCCUGCUGCAUAUUGCACAACAUCUGUGAGGCCAAAGGGGAACCCCUUCAGGAUGGGUGGGAAGAGGUGGUGAAGUCUGUCUCGAGAUCUUACCAGCAGCCUGAACGACAGCCUGUGUACGUGUCAAAUCCACGAGCCCGGGAGAUCAGGGAUCUUUUCAGUGCCUACUUGCAAAGGAGAGAGCAGGGAAACUAAAACUUAGAUCUGUCCCUCCGACCCAGAAAACUUCACUGCAGGUAUAAGUAGCAAAAUGCUGUCUCUCUUUUGUUUUCCAAGAGUUUUUGAAAGAACCUUGUUGACAUUAUUUGAUGGCAGCUACUGAUUUGUCACUUUCUUGCCUUGGGCUGUCGUGAUUCCAUAACCCCGAGCAGACGGCCUGCAUCAAGGCCACUAAAUUUUGAGUGUUCAUCCCUUUGUGAUAGAACUGGGAUUUUGUUGGUGAACCACCCACUCUGCUGACUAGUGGGGCCCUGCAGCUUAUGAGCUGGCCUUGGCAUUGGUCCUAGCGCUCCCUGGCUGUUAGUCUUGGGGCUGUGCUAUCUAGAGUAGCUCAGGACCGCUCAGGACUUAAUGACCAUUGAGGGCCAGUCUCAACUGACAUCAAGCUCAGUGUUUAUAGCAGGUCACACUCUGGAUUUCAUGGUCUGGGCAAGUGGGUAACAAUGAUCUGGGUGUGUGUGGGGGGGGGGGAGUCCUUUUUCAAACUCCAUUGUCAUAGAUCAAUCACCAUCUGGUUAGAUUUAGGUUUAAGAAAGCACAGAGCUCUUGCAGGAAUGGAGGAUCAAUUACAACGAUCCCCCUUGGGGAAAAGUGGAUCCAAAGGGAUCUUAACUGCAUGGGCAGGCUUUCUGUCUGAGAGCCAGAGUGUAGUAGUUAACAUUUGGAUCUGGGACACCCAGGUACAAAGCCCUGCUCUUCCAUAGAAAGUUGGUAGGUGACCUUGAGCCAGUCACACACAUUCAACCUAACCUACCUCACAGGAUUGUUAUGAGGGUCAAAUGAAGGAGGGAAAAAUGAUGUUGCAAGCCACUUUAGGUCCCUACUAGGAAGAAAAGUGUUAUAUCAAUGUUUAAAUGAAUAUGAGUAGAUGACUGGCAAGCACUGCUGAUACAGUGGGCCUUUGGAAAUGGGAGCCUCAUAAGGGAUGGCCACAGUUGCUCCCGACUGCACUAUCACACACAUGGUUCAAGUCUUCAACUACCCUCAGUCUAGGUGAGUGCUGUGAAGCAGUGGAACAAUGGUUGGAGCGAUAGGGCAAGAAGUCUCAAAAUAUCCUGCUCUGCCAUCACAGCAUCCUUGUAGUGCUGAUCAACAAAGUUGUCCCAAAUUGUAUGAGGCUGGUUGUAUCUGGGGCCUUUAAAAGCAGAUGUUUGAAACACUCUAUUUAAUGUGCUAAACAUUUCAUAGAUAAAAUCACACACAUGCUGUGUUGUUUACAGGCAUUUGGAAUGCUCUCAAGGCCUCCAUUGGUUAGGGUUCUGUGGGUGUAUUUCCUUAAGUGCAGCCUGAGACUUGAACACAAUACUUGAAGUGUUAAGGCCUAUCACAUGCUUGUGGGCCGUUAAUAUGACCUGCAAGGCAAUGGUUAUCUGAGUUGAUGACAAAUAUCAAUACAUUUCAAUACAAUCCCUCCCAGCUCUCAAAGAAGCGGUUGUCUAGCCUUUUGAGGAGUGGGGUGGGGGGGCAAUGUAAUUAGAUCUGUUCACUGUGAAUAAUUACAGGGCAGAUGAGUGGUGAAGGGGCGCAUUUGGAGGAAAAUAAUAGAAGGCAAGAUGGGGAAUGCCCAGAAAGACGUGAAGGGUGAGAGGGAAGCGGGUAGAAAACAGAGUAGCAGGUAUAUGGGUUAGAAUCCCUAAUUCCACCACAGAUGGGGAGUUUGAAACAGGUUUUUAAGCAGUAUUUCUCCAAACUCUAAGAGGCUUUUAUAUUCUGUUGAAUUAACCUUAGCACAAUGAAACAAGUCCCUUUUCUCCCUUCUAACUGUGUUCAACUCCAUGGCUGUUGUGAAAAUGUAAUCUCUUUCAUCCUACUGCAUGAGCUGGGUGUGUUUUCUUUGCAGGGGGAGGUAAAGUUGGGGCACUGUUAUGGUGGUUAAAACUGGAACACCACAGCAAGAACCUCCUCUUGGA